Messenger RNA from Aspergillus terreus NIH2624, 897 nucleotides. RefSeq lists its product as uncharacterized. The record is from RefSeq and is a predicted model, not a curated record. NCBI's taxonomy places the organism in Eukaryota, Fungi, Ascomycota, Eurotiomycetes, Eurotiales, Aspergillaceae. The coding region runs from base 1 to 897 and encodes 298 amino acids. The transcript has a single exon.
AUGCCUGCCGUCAAGAUCAUCAAUGACGACGCCUCCAUCGCAUCAACCCUAACCUCGUCGACGGCCAGCGACACCCCCCGCCGCCGCAAACCCAGCGUGCGAAAACGAGACAUACGUCUCCAGCCCGACGACAAAGAUAAAGACAAAGAGCAGAGGACAAAAUCGCUGCACCGCCAGCGCACCAUCGAUAACAUCGCAACAUGGGUGUCCCGCCGCGUGUCUGUCCGCAGCCUCAGCGCACGCAAGACCCGCGCCGGCUACAGAGAUACAGAUUCUGAAUCGUACUACUCGGCGCCGUGUACCGACACCGACGAUGAGGGUCUGGCUGACUCGUACGCGGCGUUCUGUCGCGCCUUCACGGCGGGGCAUUCAGAGUACAACUACCACGAGCACUACCACCAGCGUCGCAGCCACAGCGGGUCGUACCGCGAACGGCGUUCUCGUCUUCGCGCCGGGGACUGUGAGGGCUUCAGAGAGGACGGGGAGCUGCCAGACGAGGAGGAUGGCCCCGUGGGCUCAUUCCGGAUGCAGCAAGACCGAGCGCUCGACGCUGCGGCGCAUUCUACAGCCGAGGGGUCUUCUCUCAGGGACAGGCUUGGGGAACGUUCUCAAUUACACCUAGCGGUUCGUGCAUCUGACGAGGAUCACGAUCCCCACUUGGCGCAGUCUAGUCCGCUCGGCGCAUACGAUUAUGCAUCUCUCCCUCCGCCACCUAUCUCACCGCCGCCGCGGAUCCUCACUCCUGCGAUCUAUGCGGAGACCCAAAGGGCGGCGGCACAGGAACGGCAAUGGACACAAUCCCGAGAGAAACAUCCGAUGGAGAAGGACUCGCAAUAUGGGCGAGGGUGGAAAGGGUUCCGCGGCUGGUGGAGAGGGAAACGAAUGGCUUGCUGGUAA